This is a messenger RNA of Podarcis raffonei (Aeolian wall lizard), 1731 nucleotides long. Its product is annotated as zinc finger protein ZFP2-like. The transcript has 3 exons. NCBI's taxonomy places the organism in Eukaryota, Metazoa, Chordata, Lepidosauria, Squamata, Lacertidae. Gene Ontology annotation, biological process: regulation of transcription by RNA polymerase II. The record is from RefSeq and is a predicted model, not a curated record. Gene Ontology annotation, molecular function: RNA polymerase II cis-regulatory region sequence-specific DNA binding; DNA-binding transcription factor activity. Bases 597 to 1487 code for a protein of 296 amino acids.
UCUUUCCCUCCCCUCCCGGCACAUCCUUCCCUCACCCCGCCCCCACAACCCCAAAUCCCGUCCCCAAUAUGUUGCUCCUCCUCCUCGCCAUCCGACCUCUCCUCCGUGAAUGGGGGGGUGAGAGCCCCCCUCCCAAACUGCCUGCUUCUCCCGGAAGUGGAGCUUCUGCGCCGGAUUGCUGAUUUGCGCCGUAGCUCUAGGGGCGCGCGCUUUCGGAAAGUGGAGGAGGGGCGGCAGGGGAGGACACCCCCCCCCGUGGAUAUUGCAGGAAAGGAAAGGAGAAUUGGGAGCGAGGACAAAGAGGGUCUGCCUUCACCUGCAGCAGAAUUCCCCAACCCACCAAGGAUUUGAGACCCAUCAGGUAUCCUCACCUGGUUUAGCCGGCCGGUUGAAACCGUUCCUGGGCUUGUGGCCCCUAUUCUAUCCUGACAGCUUCUGGAAGCCACAGUUCUCUUCCUUGAAACCCAAACAGGAUUUCCUUUCCUCCCACUCUGAAGAAGGAGAUGAAGACAGUCAGAACUCCAGUGAAUGGGGCACCUUUCGUUUCAUUAGGAAUAGACAUUAAAAUGUGUGAAAUGUGGAAUAUGCUUCAUUGAAUGAGCACACAUAGUUCACAUCAACGACCUCCAACAGGGGAGAAACCAUUUAAAGGUAUGGAGUGCGGAAAGAGCUUUAGUGAUAAUGGAAAACUUAGAACACAUCAACGGACACAUACAGGGGAGAAACCAUAUAAAUGUAUGGAGUGUGGAAAGAGCUUCAGUAUCAGUGGAAACCUUAGAACACAUCAACGGAUUCACACAGGGGAGAAACCAUAUAAAUGUAUGGAGUGUGGAAACAGCUUCAGUCAGAGUAGACACCUCAAUAUACAUCAACGGACGCACACAGGAGAGAAACCAUUUAAAUGCCUGGAGUGCGGAAAGAGCUUUAGUGAGAAUGGAAAACUUAAAACGCAUCAACGGACUCACACAGGGGAGAAACCAUUUAAAUGUAUGGAGUGUGGAAAGAUCUUCAGUAAGAAUGGAAACCUUAGAACACAUCAACGGAUUCACACAGGGGAGAAACCAUAUAAAUGCAUGGAGUGCGGAAAGUGCUUCAGUCAGAGUGGACACCUUGAUAUACAUCAACGGACUCACACAGGGGAGAAAUCAUAUAAAUGUAUGGAGUGUGGAAAGAGCUUUAGUGAUAAUGGAAAACUUAGAAAACAUCAGCGGACUCACACAGGGGAGAAACCAUUUAAAUGCAUGGAGUGCGGAAUGAGCUUUGGUGAUAAUGGAACACUUAAAAAACAUCAGCGGACUCACACAGGGGAGAAACCAUUUAAAUGCCUGGAGUGCGGAAAGUGCUGCAGUCAGAAUGGAGACCUUAGAAAACAUCAACGGAUUCACACAGGGGAGAAACCAUUUAAAUGCAUGGAGUGCGGAAAGAGCUUCAGUCAGAGUGGAAAUCUUAGAAAACAUCAGCAGACACACAGGGGAGAAACUGUUUAAAUGUAUGGAGUGCGGAAAGAGUUUCAGUCAGAGUGGAAAUCUUAGAAAACAUCAGCAGACACACAGGGGAGAAACUGUUUAAAUGUGUGGACUGUGGAAGGAGCUCCAGUCAGAGUGGAACCCUUGAUUUAUGUGAACAAACUCACACAAAACACAAACCUUAUAAAUAUCAGGAAAGUAGAUAGAGGUUCAGUCUUGGUGGAAAUUCUAAAUCAACAGAUUCAUGGACAGGAAGAACCCUACA